Molecule: messenger RNA, 3789 nt
Organism: Mizuhopecten yessoensis (Yesso scallop)
Lineage: Eukaryota; Metazoa; Mollusca; Bivalvia; Pectinida; Pectinidae
Product: sideroflexin-1-like
Exons: 11
Coding region: 170-1135 (321 amino acids)
Biological process (GO): serine import into mitochondrion; monoatomic ion transport
Cellular component (GO): mitochondrial inner membrane
Molecular function (GO): monoatomic ion transmembrane transporter activity
Source: RefSeq, a predicted model, not a curated record
ACCUCCAAACACAGCUGUAACUCACUUGUAGAGGUCGGACCAGAAUAAAGGAAACGAACAAAGUUUACAUUAAUUCAUCGAAGGUUAAACGUUCAACAGCGGUCUUGUGAACAAAAAAAAGGUUGCCGAGUACAAUUGAACGACAGGGUAAAUCCUUCCUCCAGCAGUCAUGAGUGGAGAUAAGGCCAGAGUGAAUAUAGAGGAGCCGCGGUAUGAUCAGAACACAUACAUAGGCCGGGUCAAACACUUCCUCAUCACAACAAACCCCCUCAAUGUUCUAGCCACUAAUACACAGCUGGAUAAAGCCAAGUCCAUCGUGGAGAAAUACAGAAAGGGAGAUGAUAUACCUGGGUUAUCAGAGGAUGAACUUUGGAGAUCCAAGCAGCUUUAUGACUCGGCCUUUCAUCCAGACACCAAAGAGAAGAUGAUGCUGAUUGGUCGAAUGUCAGCACAAGUACCAAUGAACAUGUGUAUAACAGGAAGUAUGAUGACAUUUUAUAGGACCGCCCCAGCUGUUAUAUUCUGGCAGUGGUUUAAUCAGACCUUUAAUGCUGUAGUGAACUACACCAAUAGAAGUGGAAACGAUCCAGUUCCUGUGAGUCAGCUGGGUUUGUCCUACGUGCUAGCGUCUGGUGGUGCUGUGGGAACAGCCAUGGGCAUCAAGAGUUUAGUCAAGACUUUCCCACCUGUUGUUGCCCGCCUGGUACCUUUUACUGCCGUAGCUUCAGCUAACUGUAUCAACAUUCCCUUUAUGAGGAGCAGGGAACUCAUGGAAGGUAUCACUGUAAUGGACGAGGAAGGCAACAAGUUAGGGGAGUCUAAACUGGCCGCUAAGAGUGCUAUUGGUCAGGUAUUACUCUCCAGGAUAAUGAUGGCCCUACCAGGAAUGACUAUACCUCCUUUCAUCAUGAACCAUUUAGAGAAAAAAAGUUUUAUGAAGAAAAUGCCAUGGCUGAAUGCCCCGAUCCAGGUCUCACUUGUGGGACUUUUUCUGAUAUUUGCUACACCUUUAUGCUGUGCUAUGUUUCCCCAGAAAAGUUCUAUGAGUGUACAACACCUAGAAAAGGACUUACAAGACAAAAUAAAAGCCCUCCCUAACCCGCCACAGCGUGUCUACUUCAACAAGGGGCUCUGAUGAAGGGCUAUAGUCUACUUAGUUAGGGCACUCCGGUGAAUCUCUACAACACUUAUACCAUAGUAUGCAUCUGCACUUAAGAAUGAAUAUGUUAAAUGCUGAGUGUAUAUCUGGCAGAGAAUCAUGACAUUGAAAUGAGGACAUUGUCAGUGGUGCUGCACUUACUGGUAGUAACCAUUGGUAACAGAGGGACAUUGUCAGUGGUGCUGCACUUACUGGUAGUAACCAUUGGUAACAGAUAGAUAUUUAGAGAGCACAAACUGGGUGUAGGACAUACAAGUCAUGUCUAAUCAUGCCUGCUAUCUCAUAUUUAAAACUUAAUCAUUUUUUAAAGCAUUUUUGUAUAAGAUUUUUCCAUAAGUAAAUGUAAAGGAUGGUAGGGGUGAGCAAUGGAACAGGGUGACCUUUUUUGUGACCCCCACCAACUGCAUAAUUCUUUUUCCUGAUGCUGACAAUGCAUACCAAGGUAUGUUAAUAAUUGAUUGUAGACCCCUCCACCAAUACAUAAUGGAUUAUAAAUACAUCCCUGCCCCAUUGUACUGGUCAGUAUAUAUCUGAUGUUUAUAUUUACACAUCCUACUGGUCUAUAUACACCGUUUGCUAUUUGUACUGGUCUGUAUAAACACAUCACCUACAAAAAGUCUGUGUAUUUCCUUUUUCAAUGAAUACAAUGAAGUUUUAAUUUAAAUGUAACCAGCUUCCCUUUCAGCCAACGUUUUCAUUGACAACUUGAACUAUUUUGUAUAGAAAAUUUCCAAUUUGUUGCCAACACUGGCUGGAUAAUGGGACAACAGAACAUUAGUGGUGGCUGGAUUAAUUAUUUAAAACAAGUUAAAUUACAAAUAUACAUAAAUAAUUAUUAUAGCAGAUUUUUUUUUUUAUCAACUUCAGUGUUUUGCUUAGGUUGUAAAAAGUUUUAAAAAAUGAGUCAUUUGUUUUAAAUUUCUGUGUAGUAUUAACCUUAAAGUUACAAGUAUUUGAAUUUGUGAUCAGUACUUUUGUACUAAUUAUGUUAAUAUUUUUACAAAGUGAAAGUUCAUGACGGCAUCAACUCGGGUUACGAAAUAUUGAUACAAUACUGUUCAACAAAUUCCAUGUUAUUCCAAAUAUUGUACAGUACAUGCAGGUUGUAGGAAAAGCAGGUUACUUUCAAGGAUGAAAUACAAUUGACAAAAAAUAAUUGUUGAUUUGAAUAUGUACCCUUCAGUAUGAACCAAAGUGAACAAUGAAACAGUAGGUACCAGUAUAGAAGAAUGAUCAUUGUUAUUUCCUGGGAUGUUUAACAGUUUGUGUAUUCAAAUACACAGGUCAGUAUCAUUCUAAGGCUGUACAUGUGUAUACUACCUUACAGAUUAUAUCUGUCAUGUGUGUUUGGGUUAUCUCCCUGUUAAGUUUGAUUAUCAGCAUUAAACAAUUCAGAAUUAUGACUGUUAUUUCUGCAUACCUGUCAGAUGUGUUCUCAAUAAACACUAAAUACAAUUUACCUAUCAUGAAAGGUAUUUUGUAGUCUGGAAAUCUUUUGUAAAAGAUAUGCAUAUCACAGUAGGGUAGCAAAUACACUAAGGUACAGUGUCCAGCUACUUAUCUACUGUUGACAACAUGUCUUCAGGAGCUUUCUGAACUUUGAACUGUUGAAGUACCCCAGGGCUGUUAAGAUCAAACACCUCUCCACUGAAAUAAUUUCCCUAUUAGAUUUAUGUCAUUUUACGUAUAUUCAUACAAAGCGGAUGAUAGGUUGUAGAUCUUACCAGAGAGUUGGAAUAUUUUCAAAUUAUUAAUAUAACAGAUAUCAUGACUGGUUAAUGCCAUUACCUAUUACUAAAUUGAAAAAAUUGAAAAGUAAUUAUUUUCAAAAAUUGUCCUAUUUGUAAGCCUGGUUUAUUAGAUUCAUGUACUUACAACAUGUGUAUAAAGAUUGAUGUGCUUAUGUACAGCUACAGUUAUAUUCAAAUUCCUCAUUCCAUUGAAACCGGUUGAUGGGAGGUCUGAACUAUGAUAACAAUAUUUUUUACUGAAUAUUACAGUUAUUUCACUGAAAAUUGCUAAUAUGUUUGACAGUACUGUUGAUGUAGGAUUUUGGCUAUUUGUCGUUAUGGAGUUGUUUAGUGUGAGCAUGUUUUGAUACCAUUAUACACUGUUAUUUUUACUGCAUGUUGAUGUUUGUCAAUAAAAAGCGCACACCUGGGUGUUUCACACAAUGUACCUCUGUCAGUGGUCUCACACCUGUAUCAGUGUGGUAGUCUAUGAUUGUGUAGUGAUAUACCUGUCUAUUCAUUGAUAAUGAUAAACCAGACUAUUCUCUGAUUGAAUAUUGAUUAAUAGAAUUUUCCCCUACCUUGAGGGUGUGACAGAGAAUCUCCAACUCGAGGGGUGAUGUUUUUUGGUUGUCUAACCCAAGGCUUGGCCGAGGGUUAGACAACCAAAAAUAUCACCCCAAGGGUUGGAUAUUUCUCUAUUACACACUCAAGGUAGGGGAUGAUUAUUUUUUCCCCAUCCUUUUAUUUCAGUCACAGCUCCACCGACAGUUGUCUGCCAUGUUUGUAAACAAAAGCACAUGUGGGGUUUGCAUAUCCUCGUUCACUUUUGAUGACGUCACAAUUACGGAUGACGCAUUUUAUUGACGUCACAAUUGAACACGUGCUAAUCAGCACAAG